This is a messenger RNA of Stegodyphus dumicola, 1334 nucleotides long. RefSeq names its product histone H1-III pseudogene. Lineage: Eukaryota; Metazoa; Arthropoda; Arachnida; Araneae; Eresidae. The record is from RefSeq and is a predicted model, not a curated record.
AGUAAGAGCUUCUUCAGCACUUCACAACGCAACUAGAAAUCAAGAAAUAAUAAAAAUUUCGCGGGCUAUUCGUAUUUCUUAACUCUGUUUGAUAGGUCACGUGAGCAUACAAGACCUAUGAAAGGUCAAAUUUCUAAGCCCCGCCUCAUGUGUCCUCCCCCAAGUCUACGCACACAUAUUGGGGUACCCUCAUUUCGAUAUUUACCAUCGGACAGUUAGUUCGUUCGUUCGGAGGCCUAACAAUGUCAACCGAAGAGACCGUUUCAUCUUCACCUGCUGCUGCUACGCCAAAGAAGGCGAAGAAAUCAGCGAGUAAGAAACCGAAGACGAUACCAUCACAUCCUAAAGUUUCAGCUAUGGUCGUAGAGGCUAUUACGAGUUUGAAAGAACGGGGUGGCUCUUCUCUUCAAGCCAUUAAGAAGCAUAUUGCAUCGCAUCACAAAGUGGAUAUUGACCGUUUGACCCCUUUUAUCAAGAAGUAUCUGAAGAGUGCUGUAGCUGGUGGAAGCCUAGUUCAGACGAAAGGAAAGGGAGCUACUGGUUCAUUCAAAGUUAGUGCAUCUGGCCAUAAAAAUAAGGAGUCAGGAAAACAAGAGAAGAAGCCAAAGAAGGCAGCUGCAUCACCGGCGAAGAAAGCUAAAGCGCCUGCAAAGAAACCAGCUAAAGCAAAAGAGGAGAAGAAAAAGCCUGCUGCCAAAAAAACGAGCGUUAAAAAAGUGAGUAAAGCAAAAAGCCCAAAGAAAGUUGUGAAAGCAACGAAGCCGAAGCCUCCCAAAGCAAAGAAACUUAAAGCAGUUAAAAAAGCCACUCCAAAGAAAGGCAAAAAGUGAAAGGAUGAUGGACUGAAAUAAUUAAAAAAAAAAAAAAGGCUCUUUUCAGAGCCAUACAAAUUUUAAUAAAGAUAUGCCUUUAUUAGUGUGCCUAUGAAUAGUAGAUAUGUAAUAUUUAAUGCGAAACACAAGUCUGUCCUCUUCAGAAGAAAGCUUUCUUUUUCCUUUGCUCCUGAAGAAGAGAGGCCUCCAUCUGACCGGCCAAUGAAGUAUUAAAAAAUAAUCAAUACUUCUUCACAAAAAAAGAUUUAAUGAAUACAAAUACUUUAUAAAAAAAUAGAUUUAUUUUUAUUGGUGUGUAACUUUUUAAAGAAGGAAUAUAAAAUGCUAAUUUUAAUUCGAUUCAUACAGCUUAAGUAGAUAAUGAUUUAAACCGAUAUAAUUAAAUCGGGAGUACUGUUAUAGCGAGAAAUUUUACAAUAAAGGCAUAUCUUUUUUAAAAAUUUGUAUGGCCCUGAAAAGGGCCUUUUGGGGGGGGGGGGAAUUAGGGCAAGGUAAUGAUAU